AUGGAGCAUCUGGGAUGCUGGCUAAUUGGGGCUAUAUCCAUUGGAAUAGCUCUUGUGGCUGGCCUGGUUAUAGGCCGGGGGAGCUGUCCCAAAGAUUUUGACAAGUACCCGGUUGACGAUUGUUCUUGGCCCUCUGGCGACCACGACUCUUGCGAUCCAGAAGGCGACGAACAGCAAAGCAUGAAAUUGGUGAUAUUAGUGCGCACAGAUAUUAAGAUGACCAGAGGAAAGGCGUGUGCACAGUGUAGCCAUGCCGCUGUACGCGCGUGCCAGGUGGCUCACCGCUACGCCCCACAAAAGCUCCGUGCGUGGCUGAGCCAAGGGCAAAAGAAAAUAACCUUAAAGGUAACCGAGCAAGAGCUGUCAAGCUUGCUGGACAAGUUGCACCAAACUGACAUUAUAUGCGGCAGAAUCCAAGAUGCUGGUCACACGCAGGUAGACCCUGGCACUGUAACCGUCGGUUUUGUGGGGCCAUGGGACGAAGCUGAGCUCGACAAAAUAACAGGCCACCUGAAACUCUAUUAG
Messenger RNA from Giardia duodenalis, 525 nucleotides. RefSeq names its product Peptidyl-tRNA hydrolase. Gene Ontology annotation, molecular function: peptidyl-tRNA hydrolase activity. Lineage: Eukaryota; Fornicata; Diplomonadida; Hexamitidae. The record is from RefSeq and is a predicted model, not a curated record. The transcript has a single exon. Gene Ontology annotation, cellular component: mitochondrion; cytosol. The coding region runs from base 1 to 525 and encodes 174 amino acids.